Messenger RNA from Paramecium primaurelia, 2410 nucleotides. NCBI's taxonomy places the organism in Eukaryota, Ciliophora, Oligohymenophorea, Peniculida, Parameciidae. The record is from the annotation of a GenBank genome assembly.
AUGAAUGUCAAUUCUGAAUAGAAAACAGAUUUAUAUGAGGUUUUAGCUUUAUCAAGAAAUAUUGAUGGACAAAUUUUGGAUAUCUUAUUAGAAAUUUUAAGAAAAGAAAAAAUUUAAGAUUGUCUAAAGUUUCUUUCAAAAGAUUGGGAUCUAGAAGAAUUUGAAUAAUACAUUUGUUAAAAUGAAAAUGUAUAACCUAAUAAUACUUUAUUAAAUAACUUUAAGUAUAUUGCAAACGUUAUCAAAAAUAUUUGCGAACAUGACUUUUAUAAACUAAAUUAUUCAACAGAAGAACAUAAAGUAGCUAGAACAAAUCUAAUCAUUAAAGUAUCCAAUGAAAAGGCCAUUCUUGAAUUUUUAAAAUUUCUAGUUCGUCUCACUGGAAUAGACAACCAAUUUAUUUAAUGUGGAUCAAAUUCGCUUAAUUUAUUAGUGGAAAUGAAGGCUGAUUUUUCAAAACAAUGUUUUAAAAACAUAAAGAUUCAACAUACUUCAUUAGUUGGAGCAAAUUUUGUAAAAUGUAAUUUAAGUGGAUCAGUAUUUGAAAAUGUGGAUAUAAGUGGAAUUAAUUUAAAUAAGGUGUUAUUAAUUGGUUGUAAAUGGAAUAAUUUAAAAAUAAAUGAAUUACAUCAAUUAGAUGGUCAUAAUGAAGAGGUUUAUGCAAUAUGUUUCUCUCCUGAUGGGAACACAUUAGCAUCUGGAAGUGGAGAUAAUUUUAUCUGUCUAUGGGAUGUUAAGACAGGUUUAAAAAAAGCUAGUAUAAAAGGACAUAGUAUUGGAGUAAUAUCAGUAUGCUUUUCUCCAGAUAGUAAUACUUUGGCAUCUUGUGGUGCAGAAUGUAUAAUUUUUCUUUGGGAUGUUUAAACAGGACUUCAAAAAUCGUAAUUAGUAGGUCAUUGCAGUACUAUUUAUUCCAUACGUUUCUCUCCUGAUGGUAACACAAUAGCAUCUGGUAGUAGAGAUUACUCUAUUUGCUUAUGGGAUAUUAAGACAGGCUUGCAAAAACUCAAAUUAGAAGGUCAUAAUGAUGAUGUGAAAUCAGUAUGCUUUUCUCCCGAUGGAAGUACCUUAGCAUCUGGAGGUGGAGAUUGCUGUAUCAUUAUUUGGGAUUUAUAAACAGGAAUGCUAAAAUCUAAAUUAGAAGGUCAUAGUAGUUAUGUACGCAUGGUAUGCUUUUCUCCAGAUGGUACUACAUUAGCAUCAUGUAGUGAUGAUAACUCAAUUCGUUUAUGGGAAAUUUAGACAGGAUAAUAAAAAUCUAAAUUAGAAGGUCAUACUAAUUGGGUUUCAUCAAUAUGCUUCUCCCCUGAUGGAAGCACAUUAGCAUCUUGUAGCGGAGAUAAAUCUAUCCGUUUAUGGGAUGUCAAAACAGGAAAACAAAUUUCUAAAUUAGAAGGCCAUAAAAAUUCUGUUUCAUCAGUUUGCUUCUCUCCUGAUGGUACAACAAUAGCAUCUGGAAGUUAAGAUAAAUUGAUCUUUUUAUGGGAUGUUAAGAAAGGAUAGCUAAAGUCUAGAUUAGAAGGUCAUAAUAGUAAUGUCCAUUCAGUAUGUUUCUCUCCUGAUGGUAAUAUAUUAGCAUCUGGAAGUUGGGAUAAGUCCAUAACUUUAUGGGAUGUUCAAACAGAAAAACGAUUGUAUAAAUUAGAGGGUCAUAGCGGUUUUGUUUAGUAAGUAUGCUUCUCUCCUGAUGGAUCUUUGUUAGCUUCAGGCAGUUAUGAUAAUUCUAUCCGCUUAUGGGAUGUCAAAACAGGAUAACAGUAAUAAAAAUUAGAAGGUCAUAGUUAAGGGGUUUAAUCAGUAUGCUUCUCUCCUGAUGGUUCUUUGUUAGCUUCAGGCAGUUAUGAUAAUUCUAUCCACUUAUGGGAUGUCAAAACAGGACAACAGUAAUAAAAAUUAGAAGGUCAUAGUGAAUUGGUUUAAUCAGUAUGUUUCUCUCCUGAUGGUUCUAUAUUAGCUUCUGGUAGUGGAGAUUAGACUAUCCGUUUAUGGAAUGUUUAGACAGGGCAACAACAAUCUAAAUUAGAUGGUCAGGGAUGUGUCUUGUCAGUAUCCUUUUCUCCUGAUGGUGCGACAUUAGCAUCUGGUUAUGCAGAUAAAUCUAUCUAUAUAUGGGAUGUCCAGAGAGAAUAAUAACAUUUAGUAUCAUAACAUAACACUUAAGAUAUUCUUGAAACCCACAUUUUAAAUAAAUUCUAUGAGGAUAAUGGUAAUUACUUAUUUUUAUUUAGCCAAUACUAACGUAAUCAUUCUUAUUAUAUCUGAACAGCUUCCUAAAUUUUAAGCAAAAGGAGCAUUAAUUUAUUAAGGAGAAUUUAUAAAUCAUAUUGGCAUUGAUUUAAAAAAUCUAUUUUAAUAAAGAGGAGGUUGCGUUUUGGACGGUCAAAUAGGUUUUUAGUAAAAGCAAAAUUGA